UGGAAACUAAAUUAUAAGAAAUAAAAUUCAUGGAAUGCAUUACAAUCGAGUUAAAACAUUAAUAACUGAAUUACUACUGAGUUAAAAUUAUAUGACUGAAUGAUUAAUUUUUUUUAAAAAUUAUUUACUUUUUAAUCUUAAAUAAACGGCUCUUAAGUCUACAUAAAAAAAAAAUCUGCCCAUAAAUUCUUUCCCGCUGUUAACAUGAAAGAAUAACUGAUUGAGAUAACAACAUAUUUGAUGAAAAAUAAAACGUUUUUUUCCUGUCAUAAAAUCUUAAUGGAUAAAUCAAUCAAUGAAUGAAAAAUUCUCUGGCGAAUGGCGUAAACCUUAUAAUUUUCCGAUUUCAUGGGCCAUUGCUGCAGCCAUGUACCUUGUGGCCUAUUACUUAUCACCCAUAAGCUCUAGAGCCUGCACCAAGGUUAAAAAACAAAAAAUAAAAAAACAUAUCCUUAAAAGAUUUUUAAAGCAACGAUAAAAAUGAUUUUUUUUUCCUUUGAAAAAAACUUGUUUAAAAAAAAAAACAAAAGAAAAAGAAACGGAAACCCCAUUCCGUCUCCGGAGUCUUUGUCUGGUGAGUGCUCGCAAUUCCCGAUCUAUGUUUUGCUAGAUGGGCAGUGCAGAAUCAGAUACUGUGGAUGUUUCGUCCGCGAAAGCAGUUCUCCUUGGAGCUCUAGCUCCUGGUGUAAACGGUCCUACAUGGAUUGCAUUAAAGUCAACUUUUUUAAUGCUGGGUCUUUGUCUUGUUGUGAUGCUGGGCUUAGCAUUCUCUUCCAGUGAUUCGUCCUUGGUGCUUCAUGUUGCGUUCCUGUUUUUAAUCUGCGUUACCCUCUUCUUACUUCUUCGCUGGUUUCUUGCAGAAACUGGUUUAGUUUCUGUUGAACACCAAAUGCAUGAGAUGGGCUUGGCGCAAAGUGAUCAUCUGGAAACAAGCAGAAAGGACAAAUAAGUGUUUCCAUAUAAUAUUGCAAUGGAAAAGAGGUCAUAUUUGGAGGUUGGAAGACUUAUAUGAGUUGAAGGGCAUUUCAUGGAGACAUGUUCGUGGGAAGGGGUUUCUGCUGAAUUGAUUCAAUUCACGAAAUGAACUGACCAGACAGCAAAUCUUGCAGCAGCAUUGCAUGAGAAAGUCAAGCUAGCUGAAGCAGCAUCUGAAUCUCUCCCAAUCAACUAGGUCUUCCUUCUUGUUUUACUUGGGAUUUCUUUUUUCUUUUCACAUUCGUUGUAUCCUCAAACUUUAUCCAUGACUGUUUUCUUCACAGGGGAACCACGAUGAACACUCUUCAUCAGAUUUUAAUAAAAAAAUUCUCUUCACAGAA
This is a messenger RNA of Prosopis cineraria, 1316 nucleotides long. RefSeq lists its product as uncharacterized. The record is from RefSeq and is a predicted model, not a curated record. Bases 611 to 949 code for a protein of 112 amino acids. The transcript is spliced from 3 exons. NCBI's taxonomy places the organism in Eukaryota, Viridiplantae, Streptophyta, Magnoliopsida, Fabales, Fabaceae.